AUGGACAACAUCUGCUCGGCCCUCGACGCCCUCCGCAACCUCUCCCCUCGCCGCCCGGUAUCCUUCCAAGACCCUUUCUCCUUUCUCGGCCUCAACCCGCACGCGAAGCCCUUCAGCCCGCCCGAAUCCUCAGCGCACCCCGGCGCCGUGAACCAUGAAGCGGCCCGUGAGACGGUGAUCCGCGCCGUCUCGCGGAUGAGGAGAUCUGUCUGGCCGCUGCAUUCAGGCGGGGACGCUGGCGCGACCGAGGUCAUGGAGGUGACUUUCCACAUCGGCCACGCGCUUGAGGAUGAUGCCACGCGAACGAGAUAUCUGGUUGAUCUGCAGCCCAUGUUCGACAAGAUGGCGAAGCUUCCCGACGGGAAGUGGCGUGCCGCGAGCGAGUUCUGCGGGAAUUUCUGGCAGCAGAUGGGGUGGUGGUGA
Colletotrichum truncatum is the source of this 423-nucleotide messenger RNA. RefSeq lists its product as uncharacterized. NCBI's taxonomy places the organism in Eukaryota, Fungi, Ascomycota, Sordariomycetes, Glomerellales, Glomerellaceae. The record is from RefSeq and is a predicted model, not a curated record.